Messenger RNA from Venturia canescens, 1670 nucleotides. It is a transcript of the gene Kal1, whose product is annotated as Kallmann syndrome 1. Gene Ontology annotation, biological process: neuron differentiation. Gene Ontology annotation, cellular component: extracellular region; cell surface. The transcript has 8 exons. Gene Ontology annotation, molecular function: peptidase inhibitor activity; protein binding. Lineage: Eukaryota; Metazoa; Arthropoda; Insecta; Hymenoptera; Ichneumonidae. Bases 120 to 1610 code for a protein of 496 amino acids. The record is from RefSeq and is a predicted model, not a curated record.
UAUAAAUGUUUCUGGAAGUUUUGUAUGAACUAAAAAAAUUGGGUUGAAAAAAUACAUUUUUUGCUUCCUGUCAGGGAAUAUUCUUGGCCCGCUUGACAUACGAAACGGGAAAUAUUCUGAUGAUCGUCUCGAGAUCGAAAUGGUGGUGGUCAUGGUGGUUUUUGGUACCGGUUUGCCUAUCCUCGUGGACCAAGUACGUCGAAGAAUACGAUUCCAUGGGGGUUGCUCGAUGCGAUGCUAAAUGCAGCGAUUCCACUCGAACCGAACAAUGCAUGGACUCCUGCCUAACAGCCAACUACACGAAGCCGGGUAACUGUCCCGAGGAGAAUUCGAUGUCACCGUUCGAAGCUGCUUGCAUCAUCGCCUGUGCGAACGACUCGCAGUGUCCCGAUCUUGCCAAAUGUUGCCCCAACGAUUGUGGUGUCACUUGUAUGAGACCCACAGGAUUCGAUGAUCGAAACGAUAUUCCGUCAAUACCGGAAAACAUUGAAAUACGACGUGAGAAAAGCAACCUCGUUAUUCUCAGUUGGAAGGUUAAACCUUCCCUGGACUCUAACAGGAACGAAUCUACCGUUCGGUAUCUCGUCGAAGAGCGGCAUUCCUUGGGCCCAAGGUAUUUGGAGUCGCGACUCAGCUCCUGGUCCGUUCGCCACGUAUCGAACAAACCUCACGCUUCUCUCAGAGCUGGACUCAAGAGUGGACACUGGUAUCAAUUCCGAGUUGCCGCUGUCAACGUCAACGGUUCCCGAGGAUACUCGUCACCUUCGGCAGCGUUCAAAACGAUGGAACCUAGAAAUCCGAGGGAACCGAGAAAUCUUUCAUUGAGCGGAGCUCGAGUUCAGGCGGAUGGAAAACUACGAAUACUUUUACGGUGGCGUCCACCACCUUCCGAUGUUCCGAUCAUGUUCUAUAAACUCUUCUGGAGCCGAUUAAUUCAUGGACCAGCGAAUGACUCGAUUCUUGUCAAUCAUAGAACAGUUUCUAAGGAAAAAGUGUGCUAUGAAGUGAAAAAUCUCGAGCUCGGCUGUCAGUAUUUUCUUCAGGUUCAAGCAGUGGCUGUUUACGGGGGCCGUCGGUUAGCCUCAAGAAAAGCUUCGAAAGUUUUUAACAGUACGGAUUAUAAGAAUUACGCCGACGGUGAGGGACGAUCGCGAAAAUGUGAAAGACACAAUCAAGGACUUCGGGUACGAAGAUUAAUUUGUCAGUGCGGGGGUGAACAGAUCGAGGCUCGCUUAGUUUGGCCACCCGAUCCAGAUGCCACGAGUUACAACGUUACGUGGACCGAAGAGACGUGCGGUUCUUUAGCGAACAACGAAGAAUCCACAAAGUCAAAUCAACGAAUUUCCGGAACGCGAACUACCGAAAAAACACGUCUGGAUAUAAAAGGAUUGAGAAGAAAGUGCACGUACACGUUAAACGUAAGAAGCGUCUCGAGUCCGGGAAGGCGUCGAGAGCGCGAUCGAAAUCGGUUGGAAGAUCGAAAAAUAGGCAUCGAAUUCGUGACGAACGAUUGCGAGUACCGUAAAACGAAACGAGGCGAGAGGGAACGAAAUUCAGAAUCGUCGCGAUGUCGACGAAGAAAAGCGAGGAUCAAGAGAUUUUUUCAUUAAAUAAUCAAUUUUGAGAUAAGCGAAAGCGAGUAAGCAGCACUACGAAUGUAAAAUAAAUCG